This is a messenger RNA of Alternaria atra, 1257 nucleotides long. RefSeq lists its product as uncharacterized. Gene Ontology annotation, cellular component: Rad51C-XRCC3 complex; Rad51B-Rad51C-Rad51D-XRCC2 complex; replication fork. Gene Ontology annotation, molecular function: ATP-dependent DNA damage sensor activity; four-way junction DNA binding; ATP binding. The transcript has 7 exons. Gene Ontology annotation, biological process: DNA repair; meiotic DNA recombinase assembly; reciprocal meiotic recombination. NCBI's taxonomy places the organism in Eukaryota, Fungi, Ascomycota, Dothideomycetes, Pleosporales, Pleosporaceae. Bases 1 to 1257 code for a protein of 418 amino acids. The record is from RefSeq and is a predicted model, not a curated record.
AUGGCUAGCCAGCAAGCAUCACAGCUCCCCCCCUCGUCGCAUAGACUGCCCACUGUCUCGGCAUCACAAGCCCUCCAAAGCCUCCAUGCCCGCGGAGCUCGCACUGUAUCGACGGGCAUAACGCAGCUCGACAAGGUCCUUUCCCCGCCGAGCCUACCGGGCCAUGAUGUCUCGGGUGGAUACAUGCGCGGGAAGGUGACUGAGGUCUUCGGCCCGUCAGGAGUCGGCAAGACAGCAUUUGGGAUACAGGCUGCAGUAUCUGCACUGCGCGAGGGCCAGCGAGUAGUAUGGAUCGAUGCUGCCUGCGCGCCUCUAGUCAAGCACCGCGUCGAGGAUAUCCUCAGUUCACGCCCCGAUGCGCCUGACGUGGUCUCAGACGAACUGCGCAGCCACUUCCACUACCUCCCUGUGCCAACGCUUGCACAUCUCCUAGCACUCUUUGUGCAUGCGCCCGCUGCCUUUCCCCCGCAAAACACUAGCCUGGUCGUCGUAGACUCUCUCGCAACCCUCGUCGAUAACGCCUAUCCACGCAAUGUCGACGAUCGCAUGCCCAGGAAUAAAACUGACCAGGCGCGAUGGGCUGCAGGACGUCGAUACACUGUCAUCAACGACUUGAUAGCCGCCUUCACAAGGUUCACUGCGCUGCACGACAUCGCACUACUAGUCACAAGCCAGACCAUCACACGCAUCCGUGGUGCUUCGCGCGCAUUGUUAGUACCGGCAAUCUCUGGGAUUGAAUGGGAGAACGGCAUUUCCACUCGUCUGGUUCUCUUCAGAGACUGGCUCCGGCACGGGAAAGCCAAAAGCAAGGUAGACGCCGACAGAAUGCAGAAAGCCCGAUUUGCUGGCUUGGUCAAGGCGAAUGGUGUAGCUCUUACAGAAGAAGGGGGUGUGGGCAACGUGGUACCCUUCACCAUCGGCCAUGUUGGUCUUUGCGACAUGAACGUAGCAACCGACGAUAUUACAACCCCCCUGUUUGUCCCAAUAGAAGAUAGACCGCCCAAAAGAUCCUUCGCCGAGAUUGACGAGUAUGUCGCUGCAGAACCAAAUUCCGACGACCUCUAUGGCUGGAUCGAAGAGGACGAAGUUGCCACUGAGGGGCUGUUGAUGGAUGAAGCACCCGUUAGUGAAGACGACGCUGUAGGACCUCGCCUAGAUGUCGUCGCAGAGGGCCACAAGAAGAAGGUGACACGCACAUCUACAGUCUCUGCUUAUAUCCGGGGUAAGCUCAUGGAGAUCUCGCGUUCAGACCGAUGA